Messenger RNA from Monoraphidium neglectum, 1527 nucleotides. RefSeq lists its product as hypothetical. NCBI's taxonomy places the organism in Eukaryota, Viridiplantae, Chlorophyta, Chlorophyceae, Sphaeropleales, Selenastraceae. The record is from RefSeq and is a predicted model, not a curated record. The coding region runs from base 1 to 1527 and encodes 508 amino acids. The transcript is spliced from 4 exons.
AUGUUUUUGGGAGCGCUCGUCGCCGCGCUGCUGCUGCGGCCGCCCCGUGCGGUGGCGGCGUGCCUCUGCGCAUCCUACAUCGGCGGCAGCGUCAACUUUGUGGCGCUCUCCCAGGCCACGCUGCUGCCCGCGGCUGCGCUGCCGGCCACCAUGGCAGCGGACAACCUGGCCAUGGGCGCCCUGCUGACCGCGCUCAUCGCCUGCCCGCUGCGCGUGGUGCGCCGCUUCACCGCGCCGGAGACGCUGCGGGCCGCGGCCGCCUGGAGGAACGCCCGUGCUGCCGCGCGGGGUGGUAACGGCGGCGGCAAGGCGGGGACAGGCAGCCCUGGCAGCAGCGGCACACCCCCAGGCGCGGGCGCGUCGCCGCCGCCGGGCUUCCAGCUGCCAGCUGGUGUGCCAGAAGGAGGCGGCGGGGCCGGCGGCGGGGGCGUCGGCGUUGGUGGCGACCCAGCCAGCGCGGGCGGGCUGUACAUAGCGGAGGUGCAGGCGGCGCUGCAGCGGCAGGUGGCGGUGCCGGUGCGCAUGUCGGGGUCACAGGCGGUGGCCCGAGACGGGUCGCUGCUGCUGACUGAGGAGCCGGCCGCAGCGACUGUCUGGGCGGCCUACCUGCGCAGCCGCGAGCGCGAGGCCUACAGCGCACCAACCGGGGCCCUUGGCAGCGGCGAGGGCACCGCAAGCAAUGGCAACGGCGUGGUGGCCGACGCCGGCGGCAUCGCGGCUGCGGUCGCGGGCGUGGGCUCUGCGCCGUCGUCGACUCCGGUGAUUCCCCCCGAUAUCAGCAGCGGCAGCGACAGCCCCGGGGCCGCCCUGAGCUCCUACGACAGCACCGGGUCGAUGGACGGGGGCGGGCCCCUGGCGCGGGACGGCGGGCCGCUGCUGACGGCGGAGCCCAGCCCCCUGACCCUGCAGGCCGCCUACGCCCGCAGCCGCGACACAAGCCACGACAGCGGCGACGAGGGCGCGGCGGGCCGCAGGGGCGGGCGGCACUCGCGGCUGACGCCGCGCAGCGCUGCGCUGUCACUGGCUGGCGCGGCGCUCGUGUGCUGGGCGGCGCGCGGCCUGGCGGUGGCGGUGGGCACCCCGCACCUGUUCCUGCUGGCGGUGUCGGGCCUGGCCCUUGCGGCGUCGGCGGCUGGCGGCUGGCGGGGCCGCGCCCUGUUUGCGGGCGCCUCGCAGCUGGGCGGCCCCCUCAUGGGCUGCUUCUUUGUCUCCAUCGGGGCCACGUGCAGCGCCGCGGGCGUGUCUCCAGGCGCGCUGGCCCCGCUGCUGGCGUUCAUCGGCGUGAUGGUGGCGGUGCACUGGGCGGUGCUGCUGGCGGGCGCGCGGCUGCUCCGGCUGGAGCCCUCGCUCGUGCUGGUGGCAUCCAACACGCUCAUCGGCGGCCCAGCUACUGCGGCAGGCAUGUCUGCCAGCAGGGGUUGGGAGCGUCUGGUGCAGCCGGCCAUGCUCUGCGGCAGCCUGUCGUACGGUGUAGGCUCCGCCGCGGGCCUGCUGCUUGGCCUCACCCUGGCACGCCUGGCGGCGUGA